UUACUAUUGUAAAAACAAGAUAUGUUCGUUUGAGUGUGAAAGAGGAUAGUAAUUUAAUUACAUCAAGGGCUAUUGGUGCUUAUCCAGUAGGGCAUGAAGAUAAUAUAAUAGAAAUAGUUUUAUUUAUUCCUAAUAAUCCUAAUGAGAAGGAUUUUGAAACUCAAGUUAUUUUUAAAAGAGAUGGUUAUUACUCUGUUGGUGAUAAAAUCAUACUUUAG
This is a messenger RNA of Cetraspora pellucida, 218 nucleotides long. The record is from the annotation of a GenBank genome assembly. NCBI's taxonomy places the organism in Eukaryota, Fungi, Glomeromycota, Glomeromycetes, Diversisporales, Gigasporaceae.